Messenger RNA from Cuscuta europaea, 3264 nucleotides. NCBI's taxonomy places the organism in Eukaryota, Viridiplantae, Streptophyta, Magnoliopsida, Solanales, Convolvulaceae. The record is from the annotation of a GenBank genome assembly.
GGAUAAUAUAUUUUCUUUUGUUUAAUUUUCCAAAGCAGAUUAGUCCCUCAAUCCUUUUAUAUUUUUGUUUAUUCUGUUUUGGAAUCACUGUCGUGGACAUGGAGGACGGCCAGUUAUUGUCAUUCAUGAACUCCGGCAUCUAUCGGUUUCAAGGUGCUAAUGCCUUCUUCCUCGAUCCGGUUCGGGUCCUAAACAGGUCCUAUACGAGGUAUAAGGUUUCCCCGUGCGCAUACUACACUCGUUUCUUCGACUCCACUGAGAAGCUCGAGACAUUCUUAGAACCGAGAAAGCGGAAGCGCAAAGAAAAGAAGAAGCCUCUCUCUCUCAAUGAACGGGAAAAAGUUGCCGAUCAACGGCAUCAGGAGGUGAAACCAUUUUUGCUGAAAGCACACGAAGCUCUGCUUGGAACUACUGAGCUUUUGAAAGCGGUGAGGAAUCUCAGGCGCAACGAAUCCUCUGUUGAGGAACUUAAACAAUUGCCUCACCAGAGCUGUGAACAUUCUUUUUCGGAUCUUGGAAGUGUUUGGCAAGCUCCGCUUUAUGAAAUUGUUCUCAAUUAUCAGGAAGACGAUUCAUUUAUUGAAAACGAAGGAUCUCGUCAUGGUCGACAUUUCAAGCAAGAUGUGGUCCCAGUCUUUGAUAAUCUCAUUGUGAAUAAAGGAAGUGGGGAUGUAGAGGCUGAGUUUUUGAACCACAAAUAUAUUAUCCCCAAAGACAGUUGUUUCUACAUGUCUGAUGUGCGGAAAAUUCACAACCUAAUCCCCGUUGAUUCUAACGGUGGAUUUAAUAUUAUAGUCAUUGACCCACCAUGGGAAAACAGCAGUGCCCAUCAGAAACGAAGGUAUCAAACAUUGCCUAACCGAACCUUCUUAUCUCUUCCCAUCAAGAAACUGACUCAUACUGCUGGAGCCUUGGUUGCCUUAUGGGUAACCAACAGGGAAAAACUGCGGAGUUUCGUUGAGAAUGAAUUAUUUCCAUCAUGGGGUGUAACAUAUGUGGCCAGCUUAUAUUGGUUGAAGGUAAAGCUGAAUGGGUUAUUGAUAAGUGAAUUGGAUCUCUUUCAUCACAGGCCAUAUGAAUGCCUCCUCCUAGGUUACUCUGGCGGGAAGGAUAGUACCUCUGAUUUGUUAAAAUUGAAUGAUAUACCUGAUAAUCAAGUCCUUAUGAGUGUACCUGGAGAUUAUUCAAGGAAGCCCCCAGUUGGAGAGCUGCUGCGGGAGUAUGUGUCAGGAACACAACAUGCCCGUUGCAUUGAACUGUUCUCUAGGGAACUAUCAGCUGGGUGGACAUCUUGGGGGAAUGAACCUCUUCUUUUUCAAGCUUCCAAAUAUUUUUGUCAAGAAGCAGAUAAAUGAAGGGAUCUAGAUUUAUGCCUUCUCAUGAGAUGGUCAUCAGGACAGGGUCUGUUUAAACGUUUUAAAGUGGUGGCUUUGAAUGGCUGGCAAUCUCCAGCGGUCGCAUGGUAAUUAGCAUAUGUUUGAAGAGCAGAACCCCCUUGGAAACUUUGUAUCAACACAAGCAGGAACACUAGAUGCAAUUGGUUUUGAUCUCUUCAGAGAUAUUCUAUCAGCGGUAUCAGAGCACGUAGAUCGCUGGAUGAGAUUUACGCGUGCUAAGAUGGAAGGAAGAUUGAAUGAUCUGGAAAAAAAUCAACGGGAGUUCGCCGCAGCUAACAGAGCUAUUGCGGCGAAUAUAGCAGAGAUACGAGCUAAGCUAGCGACCUUGGUGGAGAGAGGUCAACAUCGAUCAGGAAGCAGAUGGCAUACGUCGAACUCUUCGCAACGUUCUUCGCAUCGCAAGUCAUUUCCAAUUCGCGAACUGAGUCGCAGAAGGCUUCUUUUAGUUCGCAAUCACGAACUUCUUCUUACCCUUCACAGACUUACUCACCUGCGAUCAAUUCGCGUUCAAGAAGUACACGAUUGAGAGGAGAAUCUUCACCGUCUCCAAUCGAUUCUCACGGUUCGUCUUCUUCCUCUCAAGCCGUUUUUCUGAGUGCGCAAACAAUUUCUUCUGGUCUUCUGGUUUCGACGCAAGCAGAAGUCCCCAGUUUGCAGGUUUCUUCAAUCGCUGGAUCUCACAGCUCAUCCUCUCUUGUCAUCACAUUAGAAAAGGGAUCCCCAGGGACUCCACCAACAACAAUAAACACAGAAUUGGAACCGGUUAUACCUUCAGUUAAGGAAACAAACCCUGAAGAGGAAUGCAAUGAGAAAUCUUCAGUUAAUCUUGGACCUGAAUUUGGAGCAAUGACUCGUUCCCUCAAAUGUGACAAACUAUCCAGCUUGAAUAACAGCAGCAAAGAUUGGAGUUCUUUUAGAGAAAACGAACUUUCUUCAUCUGACAGACAAGGAUGGAACCAAAUAAUUAUGAUUGAUAUACUUGGUGAUUUUGGUCUCUCAACCACAAAGGGUUGCUUUAUUAUUAUGUUGCUUCAUACUAGCAAAGAUUGUGCCAUUUUAGAGAUAGCCUGGGUUCUUCCAAUUCUCUGUUUUAAGACACCAGGUGAAAAUGGACUCUCCUUUGGAGGAACGUGCAGUGGCAGAGAGAUUUUGGUGGAGUAGUUCUAUGGGAGCUGUUUGGUGGAAUGAUGUGGAGUGUACUCCGAGUACGGCGGAGGAUGGCAUUGUUUUACUGAAAAGCAUCAUGGCAUUCAAUCUUAAUUCAAUGGGAGAAAAGUCAAAGGGAGUUGAAGCAAAUAGUAGUUCAAAAAUUUCUGAUGAACAGAUUAAAGUGGAUGAGUGUCCUGAUGUUCAGAACAUGAACACAAAUUCUGCUACUGUUGUAAGUAUUAUACCUCAGGAAAGCAUGAAAAUAUUUGUGGCUAUUGAAGGCCUGAAGACUAAGGAAGAAAAUGAAAAUUCACCAGAGAUAAUAUAUGCUGCAGUAACAUCUAUGAAUUGGAAGAAUCAAGUAUGGAAGCUCUUUUCUCAGAAAUCAGUUAGAUAUUGGGAAGGUAGAAGCGCCAGGAUGAAGAGGAAGCAGAAGAUCAUGGCUACUUCCUAUUACCCAGCUUGAGGGCAAAGUGGAUGUUUAAGGGGGGAGUAUUGAUAGGAAUCGGGCCUAAUAGACUAAUAAUAAUAAUAAUAAUAAUAAUAAUAAUAAUAAUAAUAAUAAUAAUAAUAAUAAUAAUAAGUGUACUAGAAUAGUAUAAAUAGAAUAAACUGGGAGAGGUCAAGCAGGCUGUUUGACUGUUGUAGUCUAAAUUGGGAAAGUUAGAGAUUACUCGUCUCUUUCUUUUGGGGCUUCGACCAUUGAUACUGUUCACCA